AUUCACUUGAUGAGGAUUCGGUAGGAGAAUCUGAGGAAGGAAAAGAGGAUACAAGUGUUCAGAAGUCAUUCAGUUAUGAAGCACUCGUCUAUCCGAACCAUGCUGGUGGAUCAUUUUGUUCUAAUACAAGCGGCAGCAGCAGUGACGAGGAUUUAGUCCACUACAGCCAUCAUAUUUCAGACACAAAGCACAAGUACCCUGAGGAUAAAACUGCAGCAAAUCAAUCUACAGAGCAGAGUUCAAAACAUGGUCUUCUUUCCUGGAGGAAGAGGAAGUUGAGUUUCAAAUAUCCUAAAACCAAGGGGGAUCCAUUGUUGAAGAAACAUUAUGGAGCGGAUGGUGCAGACGAUAUAGGCUUUGAUCGCCGACAGCUUUGCUCAUCUGACGAGUCUUCUUCUAGGGGGCACAAAUCCGAGGAAACUUCUCCGAUUUCAGUCUCUGAGUUUGGAGAUGAAAGUUUUGCUGUGGGUAGUUGGGAGCAGAAAGAAAUAAUAAGCCGUGAUGGACAAAUGAAGCUGCAGACUCAGAUCUUCUUUGCUUCGAUUGAUCAACGAAGUGAACGAGCUGCUGGUGAAAGCGCUUGUACAGCCUUGGUUGCUGUCAUAGCUGAUUGGUUCCACUGCAAUCCUGAAGAUAUGCCCAUCAAGUCCCAACUUGAUUCUCUUAUCUGUGAAGGCUCGAUGCAGUGGAGGGAUCUUUGUGAAAACGAGACCUAUAGGGAACGUUUCCCAGAUAAGCAUUUUGACCUCGAGACAGUUCUCGAGGCUAAAGUGCGUCCACUCUCAGUAGUCUCAGAAAAAUCAUUCAUUGGCUUCUUUCAUCCCGAAGGAAUCGAAGAAGAGGAAGGAUUCCACUUCCUUCAUGGUUCCAUGUCUUUUGACAACAUAUGGGACGAGAUUUCUAAGUCCGCUCAAGAAACUCCUCGUCAUGGUGACUCCUGUGUUUACAUU
Molecule: messenger RNA, 950 nt
Organism: Capsicum annuum
Lineage: Eukaryota; Viridiplantae; Streptophyta; Magnoliopsida; Solanales; Solanaceae
Exons: 2
Source: RefSeq, a predicted model, not a curated record